Anopheles maculipalpis is the source of this 1447-nucleotide messenger RNA. RefSeq names its product lysosomal Pro-X carboxypeptidase. NCBI's taxonomy places the organism in Eukaryota, Metazoa, Arthropoda, Insecta, Diptera, Culicidae. The record is from RefSeq and is a predicted model, not a curated record. Gene Ontology annotation, molecular function: dipeptidyl-peptidase activity; serine-type exopeptidase activity. The transcript has 3 exons. Bases 6 to 1439 code for a protein of 477 amino acids. Gene Ontology annotation, biological process: proteolysis.
ACAAGAUGACCGCUACGCUCUGGGUCGUGCUUAUCUUGGGGCUAUCAACGAUCCAUUAUGGGGCGGCUUCCUACGAGUAUCAGAUUAAAACGAUCGACGUCCCAAUCGAUCACUUUACAUUCACAAGCGAAGCUACCUUUAAGCUGCGCUACCUGAUCAACGAUACGUACGCUCAGAAUGAUCCAAACAGUCCGAUACUGUUCUACGCCGGAAAUGAAGGUGACAUCGAACUUUUUGCCCAAAACACUGGCUUCAUGUGGGAGCUGGCACCAAAGCUGAAGGCAUCGCUGCUCUUUAUCGAACAUCGCUUCUACGGCCACUCGAUGCCUUUCGCCAACGCUUCGUUCGAUUCGCCGAAGAAUCUUGGCUAUCUUACAUCGGAACAAGCGCUGGCAGAUUUUGCCUUUGUACUCCGUACGCUAAAUCCACCCAGCGAUACGAAACGAUCCCGACCGGUGAUUGCUUUCGGCGGUUCGUACGGUGGUAUGCUGGCCGCCUGGAUUCGCAUCAAGUAUCCGCAUUUGGUGGCGGGAGCAAUCGCUGCAUCCGCCCCAAUCCGACAGUUCCAGGGCGUGACACAGUGCGGUAUUUUCAACCAAAUUCUCACAUCCGUCUAUCAGGUAGCGUACAAUGCGGAGUGUGCACACAACAUUCGCCGUUCGUGGACCACGCUGCAAAACUAUUCGACCACCGCGGAUGGGUUGCGGGUGUUGAACGAAAAGUUUAAAUUCUGCACCAACCUUACGAAAGCGACGGAUGUAACGGAAACGUUUUUCGACUAUCUUGCCGAUGUGUACGGCAAUCUGGCGAUGAUCAACUAUCCGUACGAAUCGAACUUCCUUGCACCGGUGCCGGCCUAUCCUGUGCGAGAGUUUUGUGGCCGGCUGGAUAAAAAUUAUACCGGGGCCGAGUUGCUGGAUCAUUUGCAGUCUGCCCUGUCGAUUUACUACAACUACGAUGGUAAGGCCACCUGUCUCAACAUCAACUCUUCGUACGAUGGAAGCGGAAUCGGUGAUAGCGGUUGGGACUUCCAGGCCUGUACGGAGAUGGUCAUGCCGAUGUGUGCGGACGGUGUGCACGAUAUGUUUCCAGCACAGCCCUGGAAUCUUCAAAGCUACUCAGAGAAAUGUUUCAAAAAGUAUGGCAUUCAUCCGCGUCCGGCCAAUGCGCUCGUUAACUACGGUGGAGAAUUUCUCGACGCCAGCAUCACCAAUAUCGUCUUUAGCAAUGGUUUGAUGGAUCCCUGGUCCGGAGGUGGUGUGCUGCGUUCGUCCAACGAUAACAUCAAGAUUGUGCUCAUUCCCGAAGGUGCGCAUCAUAUCGAUCUGCGUGCAUCGAACGCGAAUGAUCCGGGCUCGGUAACACGUGCCCGUGCCGUACACGUUCAAAACAUACAAAAAUGGCUAACCGAGUACCGGAAGCAGCAUAAGGUGUACUAGCAAAUAUG